AAUGGCUUAAGUAUUUAAUUCAAAGGUUAGCAUUAUCACAAAAUCAGAGAUCAGAUAUGAGGGUACUAUUUAUUAAAUUAAUCCUUAAUAAUAAACAAUUGCAUUGAAAGAUGUACGUUCAUUUGGAACGGAGGGUAGAAGGCCUGGUAUAAUUUUAAAUAAUUUAUUUAAGAUCAUGAAAUACCCCCAAAUUAAUAAAGCUAUGAUAUUUUAGUGUUUAAAGCAGCUGAAAUUAAAGGUUUCAAAACUUUAGAAGAGAAUAAGUCUGAAGAUCUGAAAUUCGAGAAUGUCAAAUAAGAAAAUUAAUCCUAAUAACCUUAAAAUCUCCAACCACCUUAAAAUAUUGAAUAAAUAGAGCAGUAAUAAGAGUUUAGAGGGUAAUUCUAAAAUAAUUUCCCAUAAAAUUAAUAAAUAAAAUCAAAUGGAACAAAUCCUAGAGCUUUUGAUUUCGAUGAAAUGCUUUAAAAAGCAAAUGAAAUAGAGAAAAUUAAAAAGCAAGAGGGUAAACCUAAAUAUAAUCCUACUUCGUUUUUCGAUUCUCUUUCUACUAGUACUUAAAAAUAAGAUAGAUAAACUCAACAAAGAAAUUAAAAUUAGAUUGACACAGAUACUUUUGGUAAUUUUUAUAAAUAAAGAUAACAUAACAACAAUAAUAAUAAUGGAUAAAGGAGAAAUAACAAUAACAAUAAUUAUAAUUAUAAUAAUAAAAAUAAUAAUAAUAAUAAUUAUUAUAGAAGAAAAAAUAAUGAUCCAUAAAGAGUUGUUUAUGUAGAAAAAUAAUCUUUAGAAUAAUAUUAAUAAUAACCAUAAUCAUAAUAAUAAUAACAAUAAUAGCAAUGA
Paramecium pentaurelia is the source of this 840-nucleotide messenger RNA. Lineage: Eukaryota; Ciliophora; Oligohymenophorea; Peniculida; Parameciidae. The record is from the annotation of a GenBank genome assembly.